Molecule: messenger RNA, 2084 nt
Organism: Schizosaccharomyces japonicus yFS275
Lineage: Eukaryota; Fungi; Ascomycota; Schizosaccharomycetes; Schizosaccharomycetales; Schizosaccharomycetaceae
Product: anaphase-promoting complex subunit Apc8
Exons: 3
Coding region: 208-1899 (563 amino acids)
Biological process (GO): positive regulation of mitotic sister chromatid separation; anaphase-promoting complex-dependent catabolic process; protein ubiquitination
Cellular component (GO): anaphase-promoting complex
Molecular function (GO): ubiquitin protein ligase activity; cyclin binding
Source: RefSeq, a predicted model, not a curated record
CAGACAUCCAGCUUCGCGUACCAAAACCCGGUGUUGUUUACUCACCGCCUCGAACUUCCUUAAAAGUAAAUAAACCGAUUUGCAGGAAUUCUGUUAUUUUGGUGUGUUUUGCGCAUUGAUUUCGUUUAGAGCAUAACCGGUUUGCCCGUUGACUUUUUUUCCCAAUCAAAUUGAGUACCUUUUACGAAAACUGAAAGUAUUGCUAAAAUGACAACUGAACCCGUGUUCCCAGAGGAACCGGUUCUUUAUGAAUUCCAACAUGGACUUAAACAGAUCAUUAAGGAGUGCAUGGAGCGGGGGUUGUGUUAUGCUUCGCGAUGGGCUGCGGAAAUGUUAAAUGGAAUGAAACCUUUGGAUCUAGAUGGUGCUCCUUUCUCUUCUACUCCUGCUCGCGACUGUGCGGAAUUGAGUGCGUCCGACGUUACUGAUGCUCUUUUGGAACGCCAGGAAGAAAGCAAGUACUUUUUAGGAAAAUCUUAUUUUGACUGCAAAGAGUUUGAGAGAGCUGCGUACGCGCUCAAGGAUUGUAAAUCCUCAAAAUGUGUUUUUGUCGCCCUCUACAGCAAAUACCUUGUUGGCGAGAAACGACGCGAUGAAGAAAAUGAUGAGCAACUUGGUGUCAACGACAGUGCAGUGAUUGUAAAUCGAGAACUGUCAGCCAUCGCAGAAACUUUAAACGCACUUCUGAAUAACGGGAAUAACGAUCCUUACUUACUGUAUCUCCAAGGUGUGAUACUACGCCAGCGAAAACAGUUAGAACAUGCGAUUACAUACUUUUUAAAAUGUGUGAGCCUUCGUCCUUUCUUCUGGUCAGCAUGGCAAGAGUUGUCGGCUUGCUUGGAUAGUGUUGAAACUCUCACAGCAACGAUGAAGCUUCUUCCUAGUGAUCAUAUAAUGACCAGGAUCUUUUUUGUGUUUGCAUCCCACGAAUUGCAUCAGGUGAACAGUGUUGUUUAUGAACAGCUGGAAGAAGCAGAACGAGUAUUCCCUAGCAGUGUUUAUUUAACAACACAGCGAGCGUUGCUUGCUUACGACGCCAGAGAUUUUGAUGAAGCAGAGGAGAUGUUUGAGGACAUUCUGAAAAAUGAUCCCUACCGACUCGAUGAUAUGGAUACCUAUUCAAAUAUUCUAUUUGUUAUGGAGCGAAAAUCAAAAUUAGGCUUCCUAGCACAGGUAUCCAGCGCAGUUGACCGUUUCCGACCGGAAACGUGCUCCAUCAUCGGCAACUAUUACAGUUUAUUAUCCGAACACGAGAAUGCUGUGACUUACUUCAGACGGGCCCUGCAGCUUAACCGGAAUUAUCUGGCUGCGUGGACCCUAAUGGGUCAUGAAUAUGUGGAGUUGAAAAACACACAUGCUGCUAUUGAAGCCUAUCGACACGCAGUCGAUGUUAAUCGGAAGGAUUAUCGAGCAUGGUAUGGCUUAGGUCAAACUUAUGAAGUGCUUGACAUGCAUUUUUACGCUUUGUAUUAUUUCCAAAGAGCGACUGCUCUCAGACCAUAUGACCAGCGAAUGUGGCAAGCCUUAGGAAACUGCUAUGAGAAAAUACAACGACCGCAGGAGGCUAUUAAGUCUUAUAAACGAGCACUCUUAGGUUCUCCUAUAAAUGUUUCUAUACUUCUUCGACUUGGCCAUUUGUACGAAGAACAAAAAGACCUAUAUUCGGCAUGCUUGAUGUUCAAACAAUGCAUUAAAGCAGAAGAAGAAGGCGGUGAGACGUCGCCAGAGUCUAUAAAAGCACGUAUGUGGUUGGCAAAAUGGGAACUGGACCAAGGAAAUUACAAACAGGCGGAGGUUUACCUCAGUGACGUUUUAAAUGGUGAUUUGGAACUUGAAGAAGCGAAAGCAUUAAUGCGGGAAUUACGGAGUCACAUUGAACACAAAAAGGAUUCUCGUUAAGGAAACCGUAAAAUCCACUUGAAACACCUUGACUGUUCAGACACUGUAAUUCAUCUUCCUUUAAGAAGCUACGUUCUUCUCAUUCCAUUGACAGAAGCUAACAUUUUAUUUGUUAGUCUUUUCAUGACUAGAGUAAUGAUAUUGUUUAAUGAUGCAUUUAUAGAAAACUGUUUCUUCAUUUAUUG